Messenger RNA from Yamadazyma tenuis ATCC 10573, 786 nucleotides. RefSeq lists its product as uncharacterized. Gene Ontology annotation, cellular component: chromatin; nucleus. Lineage: Eukaryota; Fungi; Ascomycota; Pichiomycetes; Serinales; Debaryomycetaceae. Gene Ontology annotation, molecular function: protein-lysine-acetyltransferase activity. The record is from RefSeq and is a predicted model, not a curated record. Gene Ontology annotation, biological process: mitotic sister chromatid cohesion.
AUGAAGUUCAAGAAAUCGACAAUAAAACCCAAGAACCCCAAGGCUAAAGUCCAAGGUUCUUUAGGGUUUAAGAGUGGCGAAUCCCAUUUGAACCAGACGAAAACAUGCCCGGAGUGUGGGAUGACGUUCUAUAAGCUAGUUAAGAAGGAUCAAGAAAUCCACCAACAGUACCAUAAGACUUUUGUCAACGGCGUCACGUGGCAAUGGAAUAUUGAUCCCAAGAAAAUAUUGGGUGAAUAUACGAUACAAACGGCAACUGGUUUGAAAAAGAAGAAUGCAAAGGUUAAGGUGAUAAGUGUUGAUAAGCAGCUGGAUCUGCAAAUACGACGCGUAGACGAUACGCUAAAAAUGGUAAACCUCGAACUCAAUGCUCCCAGUGGUUCUGACGCCUGGAAGACCAGUAAAUCUUCUUUGGUGACCCCGAAGGCUUUUAUAGCGGUGCUUGAUUCCCAUAUAAUUGGAAUAUGUACCACUGAGGCCAUUGAAGAUCCUGAGAAGCAGUCUAGGUGGAUGAUACUUCGAACCCAAACUAUAGUCCCCAAACAAUGCAACCGAAGCGCUAAGCUUGGGGUCUCACGAAUAUGGGUGGCUCCUUUGUGGAGACGCUAUGGUAUUGCCAGUAGAUUAUUGGAAAUAGUACUAACCAACUCAGUAUAUGGAGUUAAGCUCACGAGAAGUCAAGUUGCAUUUAGUCAACCCAGUACAAAUGGAGGAUUACUAGUGCAGAAGUUCAAUGGCAUCGUGCACAAGAGCGGUGAAAUGAUUUUGCCCGUGUAUUUAGAAUAA